Molecule: messenger RNA, 2137 nt
Organism: Phlebotomus argentipes
Lineage: Eukaryota; Metazoa; Arthropoda; Insecta; Diptera; Psychodidae
Product: proton-coupled amino acid transporter-like protein CG1139
Exons: 8
Coding region: 274-1680 (468 amino acids)
Biological process (GO): amino acid transmembrane transport
Cellular component (GO): vacuolar membrane
Molecular function (GO): amino acid transmembrane transporter activity
Source: RefSeq, a predicted model, not a curated record
AUAUUUGCACCUCUACGGAAGCAGUCGCACAUUGGCGAAGCAAAAAAUACACGCACUCAUUGAGUAUUUGGAGCACACAAGACGCACAAGUAAAUUGUUCUUAUUGGCAAAUUUAAUGUCUGCUCGCGACAGACAAAUUGCAAACAAUCAGCACGUGAGUGAAUUUCGUGAAUGGUGGUCAAAAUUCGCGUAGAAUUUUCGACACUGGACAAACGCACUUUCUCCGCGGCGUGACUUUUUUCAACGGACUCUUCUUGGACUGCGCCAGCAAUCAUGACAAAGGAAAAGGCACCUUCAGACGCUCCGGCAGAGAGAGCAUCAUCAGGAUUCAAUCUGAAUGAAUUCAAUUCCACGACAAUCUUAACGGAAAAACAAAGACUUGAAGAUGAGGAGAACUUUAAUCCCUUCGAGCAUCGCGUUGUGGCGAAGCCCUUUUCGACUGGAGGAGCUCUGGCGCAUUUACUUAAAAGCUCCCUUGGCACAGGAAUCCUGGCCAUGCCCAUGGCAUUUAAAAAUGCUGGUCUUCUUUUCGGUGGAAUAGGAACUGUUGUGGUGGGAAUUCUCUGCACAUACUGCGUCCACAUUCUGGUGAAGACCUCGCAUGAAGUGUGCAGAAAAACUAGAGAACCCUCGCUAGGAUUCGCAGAAACUGUGGGCAAGGUGUUCGAAGUUGGACCUCAGCCCCUUCAAAAGUACUCAAAUGCUGCCAGAAUCUUUGUCGACUACGCGCUCAUGACGACAUACUACAGCGCCGCCUGUGUCUACAUCGUCUUCAUCGCUACGUCCUUCGCGAAGGUCAUCAACUUCGAGCUGGACCUCACCUGGGACGUGCGCAUCUAUAUCGCCCUUGUGGCACUGCCAGUGUGGGUGAUGGGACAGAUCCGCGAGCUGAAGUACCUCGUGCCCUUCUCAGCCACCGCCAAUCUCUUCAUUGUCAUCACCUUCGGCGUCACUCUCUACUACAUGUUCAACGUAGAGCUCACAUUCCACGAUAAGCCACUCUUCUCCAGCUUCGGGCAGCUGCCACUCUUCUUCAGCACUGUGAUCUUCGCCAUGGAGGGAAUCGGUGUUGUCAUGCCUGUGGAGAAUUCCAUGAGCAAACCCCAGCACUUCCUGGGCUGUCCAGGUGUGCUGAACACCGCCAUGAUAACUGUGAUCGUCCUGUACGCCGUGAUGGGCUUUUUCGGUUACGUGCGCUUCGGAGACAUCGUGGAGGGCAGCAUUACGCUGAAUCUGCCGCAGGAAGAUGCCAUCGCCCAAACUGCUCAGGUCCUCAUCGCUCUGGCCAUUCUUUUCACUUUCGGACUGCAAUUCUACGUGCCCAUGGACAUCUUGUGGCGAAAGAUUGAGAACCGCAUUCCCAAGGAGAAGCACAACAUCUCGCAAAUCCUCAUCCGCACGGGCAUCAUUCUCAUUUGCUGCGCCGUCGCAGCCGCUGUGCCCAAUCUAGAGCCCUUCAUCAGUCUCGUGGGCGCGCUCUUCUUCUCCACGCUCGGCCUUCUUGUGCCCGCCAUCGUGGAGACCGUCUUCCGGUGGCCCCACGACUUGGGCCCCUUGAAGUUCAUCUUCUUCAAGAACGUCAUCGUGGGACUCUUCGCCCUCUUCGCUCUUGUCGCCGGAUCUGUCGUCAGCAUUGGCGAGAUCAUAGAAAUCUACCGACACACUGAGGAGGAGCACUAGUCUUUCCCCCCAAACGCCACCACACAAUUACAGGACUAUAACUUGACGCCGAGACGCGCGUCUCCGUUUUUGUACAUAUGAGACAAAUCUUGUAAAUUUUCAGGAGAGAGUAAAAUUGUACGUGAAACUUUUAUAAAGUGUAGCCGUUUUUUGAAACUACCCUCGUUUUGUAUCAUUAAGAAUUCACUAGAAUUUUUAUAUUGUUGUAAUUUAAUUUAUAGAGAAAAUCAUGGAAUAGCUUUAAGAAGAAACGUAACACAAAGUGAUGAAUAAUAGUGACAAAUUUCAAUUUCAUUUUCAGCUGAAUGUUUAACUUGAAAAGAAUGCUAAUAAAUAUUAACAUGAAUUUGUCUGUUUUCUGACUUCGAUGAGAAAUUAUUGAAAGGAAGUCUCUCGUAGUAUUUCCACUUCUAACACUUUUGCAUUAUUCAAAUUCAGAUGUUAGGAAAAUAUGUAU